CCCUGAGAGCUUCCCUCGCUCUCGCGGCAUGCGUUCUGCCCCGCUGCCCCGCUGCGAGAGGAAGGGCGGACGGACACCUCCCGUGGCCCAGCCUCUGCCCCUCAUCCCACACACCGAAAAGGGGAAGUCUCAGAGAAGGAAGUCUGCCCCACACAGUUACCUCGGCUGCAAUCACGUUUCUGUGCCGCUGCCUGCCCCAGUCCCAGAGCCUCGCGCUGACCGCCGGGGCUGCGCGGGGCCCAUGGAGAGCCCGGUGAAGGAUGGCAUCCUCUAUGUGCAGCACUGCAAAUUUGGGAAGCGCUCCUGGAGGAAGGUGCGGGCGCAGCUCUUCGCUGCCAGCCCCUCCGGCGUGGCCCGCAUGGAGAAGUUCGACGUGCGGGACGAGGGCAAGAUGCUGGACAAAUCCUCCCUGCGCCGCUGCGCCCGCCGCGUCAUCCGCCUCUCCGACUGCGUCUCCGUGGGCCCCGCGGGGGCCGAGAGCUGCCCCAAAGCCACCGCCGCCUUCUACCUCACCACCACCGAGAAGAACUACGUGCUGGCGGCCGAGCAGCGGGACGAGUGGAUCGAGCAGCUCUGCCAGCUGGCUUUCCAGGGCACCAAGCAAGCAGCGCCGGGCAGCGCCAAGCCCCAGCCCAGCCCCGAUGUCCCCAUGGAGGAGAAUUCCCUCUACUCCUCGCGGCAGGACCUGACUGAUUUCUCGGUGCUGGUGCUGCGCACGGACUGCGGCGCUCGCUGUGGCCUCCACGGGCACUACCUGCUGGCCGCCCUGCCCCAGAGCCUGACGCUGAAGGACGCGCAGUCGCGGCAGCCGCUGCUCACCUGGCCCUACCCCUACCUCCGCAAAUUUGGCCAAGAUCAGAACGUCUUCUCCUUCGAGGCCGGCCGCCGCAGCGACUCCGGCGAGGGCACCUUCACCUUCAGCACCCCGCGGGCCCUGGAGCUGUGCCGCGCCGUGGCCGCCGCCAUCGCCUCCCAGCAGCAGGGCCAGGACCCCGCCGAGCCCCAGCUCUCGGCGCAGAGCCUCGAGCCCCCUCCCCGGGGAUCAGGGGCCAAGGAUCCGCAGCCCAGCCCCCCGGUGGGGAGGGCGCAGCCCCCCUCGCACCCGCCGCCCCCCCGUCUGUGCUUCCACCCCUCGGAGCCUGAGCCCCCCGGCCCCAUCGUCUACGCCUCCAUCGCUCGGGGCCAGCAGCCUCUCUUUGGGACGGGCCGCCCCCCUGAGCACCUCUACGAGAACAUCUUCACCGCUGAGCCGCGGCCCCCCAGUGCCCCCGCGGAGGAGGAAGAGGAGGAUGAAGAGGAAGAAGGGCGCUGGGAGCUGGGUUCUCGCCAAGCCCCCGAGGGCCGCAGCAGCGAGGCUGCUCACGUCUAUGACCCCCGCAGCUCCCCGGCACCUCGGCGGGGCAGCCCCCAGCCCCCUCCCCAGCAGCCCUGGGCUCGGGGGGCUGCGGAGGAGCCCCCGGGGGGGCGCCCGGGCCCUAAACCCCCCGGCACCCUGCGGGCCCGCUUGGUUCGCCUGCUGAGCCGGGAGGGGCCGGGCCCGCGGGACUGGCUCUGAGCCUCCCCGGCCGCGUUCACCCCCGGCUGCUCAAUAAACGGCCUGUGCCGCACCCGG
Anas platyrhynchos (mallard) is the source of this 1612-nucleotide messenger RNA. Lineage: Eukaryota; Metazoa; Chordata; Aves; Anseriformes; Anatidae. The record is from RefSeq and is a predicted model, not a curated record.